GUGCCUUGCGCGUUUAUUAAACUCAACAGGAGGAUGGCUGAGUCUGCCAAGGGAAAAGAGCACGGUCACGGACAUGCUCACGGUGACAAGGAAGGAUUUGAACCGUUGAUGGAAGAAUACUAUCAAGGGAAACACUUGACUGAACCUGUGAAAGAAAUCAAUGAUAAAUGGAAGUUGUUACCGGCGUUUUUGAAAGUGAAGGGUCUUGUCAAGCAGCACAUUGAUUCGUUCAACUACUUUAUCAAUGUCGAUCUACGCAAAAUCGUGAAAGCCAACGAAAAAGUCACGUCCGACGUCGAUCCUCACUUUUACCUAAAAUAUACUGGAAUUCGUGUGGGUGCACCUGAACGUACCGAUGCGGAUGUCGCCAACCGCAGUUACACCCCUCACGAGUGUCGUCUUCGCGAUCUGACCUAUUCCGCCAAUAUUUUCGUCGAUGUCGAAUAUACGCGUGGCAAGCAAAUUGUGAAACGUAAAAAUGUUAACAUUGGUCGUAUCCCCAUCAUGUUGCGAUCCUCGCAUUGUGUUCUUCGAGGCAAAUCCGAAGCAGAAUUGGCGAGAAUGAAGGAAUGUCCACUGGAUCCCGGUGGGUACUUUGUGGUCAAGGGAACGGAAAAAGUUAUUCUCGUCCAAGAACAAUUGUCCAAGAAUCGUAUUAUUGUCGACAUGGAUAAAAAGGGAAACAUUAUUGCAAACGUACAGAGUUCCACUCAUGAACGUAAAUCCAAGACGGCCAUCUUCGUAAAAAAUAACAAGAUCUACUUGAAACAUAACUCUAUUGCCGAAGAUAUUCCGGUCGCCAUUUUUAUGAAGGCCAUGGGUAUUCAAUCCGAUCGAGAAAUUGCUCAACUUGUCUGUGGCAACGACCAUGAUUUGCACGAUACAUUCGCUAUCAAUAUUGAAGAAUCGUCUCGUCUGCGUGUCUUUACUCAAUUACAAGCUUUGGAAUACAUUGGCGCCAAAGUGAAAGUGAAUCGAAAACUCGCCACUGUUCGCAAAACCAUUGCUGAAGAAGCGCUUGAAGUGCUGGCAACAGUUAUCUUGGCUCAUGUGCCUGUGGAGAAUCUGAAUUUCCGUGAAAAGAGUACCUAUGCAGCGGUCAUGAUUCGUCGUGUGCUCAUUGCGAUGAAUGAUCAGGUGCAAGUCGAUGAUCGUGAUUACGUUGGUAACAAGAGAUUGGAAUUAGCUGGCCAGUUGCUUUCGCUGUUGUUUGAAGAUUUAUUCAAGAAAUUCAACUCGGAUCUGAAAAUGAAUGCCGACAAAGUGUUGAAGAAACCGAAUCGUACACAAGAAUUCGAUAUUUUCAACCAGCUCGUGCUGCAUGGUGAUCACAUUACGAGUGGAUUUAUUCGUGCCAUUUCCACCGGUAACUGGGUCCUGAAACGUUUCAAAAUGGACCGUGCAGGUAUUACCCAGGUGUUAUCGCGUCUCUCGUAUAUUUCGGCUUUGGGUAUGAUGACCAGAAUCAAUUCGCAAUUCGAGAAGACGAGAAAAGUCUCGGGUCCCAGAGCGCUGCAGCCUUCUCAGUGGGGUAUGCUUUGUCCUUCGGAUACACCGGAAGGUGAAGCUUGUGGUCUUGUAAAGAAUUUGGCUCUGAUGACCCAUAUUACCACGGAUGAUGAGGAAGAACCUAUCCGAAAGAUUGCGUUCUCUCUCGGUGUGGAGGAUGUGAAUCUUUUGACCGGUGUGGAAUUAUAUCAACCCAACACGUUUGUCGUCCUUUUGAACGGUGGCAUUCUGGGUGUGACGCGACGAACGAAGCAGUUUGUUGCCGACUUUCGACGACUGCGUCGUGCCGGUCGUAUCUCUGAAUUUGUCACUGUCUUUGUGAACACGCAUCAACGAACCGUCAAUUUGUCCUCGGAUGGUGGUCGUAUUUGUCGUCCCUUGAUUAUUGUCGAAAACGGUCGCCCGAGAAUUACACAACAACACAUCGAUGAUUUGAUUAGGGAAAAAUUAACGUUUGACGAUUUCUUGAAGAAAGGUCUUGUCGAAUAUUUGGAUGUCAAUGAAGAGAGUGAUGCGAAUAUUGCCACGUAUGAACGCGAUAUUAUACCACAGUCGACCCAUUUGGAAAUUGAACCAUUUACGAUUCUUGGUGCGGUGGCUGGCCUUAUUCCUUACCCCCAUCACAAUCAGUCUCCCCGUAACACUUAUCAAUGUGCUAUGGGUAAACAAGCUAUUGGUGCCAUCGGUUAUAAUCAGCUCAACCGUAUUGAAACGCUGAUCUACUUGAUGGUGUAUCCACAACAACCCAUGGUCAAGACAAAGACAAUUGAACUUAUCGGUUACGACAAGCUUCCUGCUGGUCAGAAUGCCACCGUCGCAGUUAUGAGUUAUUCCGGCUAUGAUAUUGAGGAUGCUUUGGUACUGAACAAGGCUGGUCUGGAUCGAGGUUUUGGACGUUGUCAGGUCAUGAGAAAAUACGCUACCAUGGUGAAGCGAUAUCCCAAUGGAACCCAUGAUCGUUUGGCCGAUCCACCGAAUCGCGAAUCGGAUACGUGGGAUCCUGCAUUUGAUGCGAUUGAAGCAGAUGGUAUUGCCGGUGUGGGUGAGCCUCUGAAUGAUGGCUCGGUGUAUAUUAACAAGCAAACGCCGGUGAGCAGCGGCAUCGAUAUGGGUGUGGCUGGUUCGGCGCAGACCGUGGCCUACAAAGCAUCGCCGAUGCGAUACAAGUCGCCGCAAACCGGCUACGUGGACAAGGUGUUGUUUACAACUACGGAAAGUGAUCAAACUUUGAUCAAGGUCAACAUUCGUCAAACGCGUCGACCUGAACUGGGUGAUAAAUUCUCUUCGCGUCACGGACAGAAAGGUGUUUGUGGUAUUAUUGUACAGCAAGAAGACAUGCCAUUCACCGAUCUUGGUGUUUGUCCGGAUAUUAUCAUGAACCCUCACGGUUUCCCCUCGCGUAUGACUGUGGGUAAAAUGAUUGAAUUGCUUGCGGGCAAAGCCGGUGUGUUGGCGGGCAAGCUGCAAUACGGUACGGCGUUUGGCGGAAGUAAAGUUGAAGACAUGAGUCGCAUCUUGAUUGAACACGGGUUCAAUUAUUCGGGCAAGGAUUACGUAACUUCAGGUAUUACUGGCGAGCCUCUUUCUGCAUACAUUUUCUUUGGCCCCAUCUACUAUCAAAAGUUGAAACAUAUGGUCAUGGAUAAGAUGCACGCUCGUGCUCGUGGACCGCGUGCGACACUGACGCGUCAACCUACAGAAGGUCGAUCUCGCGAUGGUGGUCUUCGUUUGGGUGAAAUGGAACGUGAUUGUUUGAUUGGUUACGGUGCCAGUAUGCUUUUGCUGGAACGAUUGAUGAUUUCGUCGGAUGCUUUUGAAGUUCAUGUUUGUGACAAGUGUGGCUUGAUUGGCUAUGCGGGUUGGUGUCAAUACUGUAAGAGUAGCAAGAACGUCAAAACCAUGCAGAUACCGUACGCUGCCAAGCUAUUAUUCCAAGAACUCAUGGCCAUGAACAUUUCCCCGAGAAUGAUCCUAGACGAUGCAUUAUAAAAUGAAAAAUAAUCACUGUAAAUAAUAAUAAAAAAAAGAGAGACAACUCCAUCAUAUUCAUCCAGCAUCCCCACAUCAAUAAAUUGCUUUCAAG
Molecule: messenger RNA, 3592 nt
Organism: Radiomyces spectabilis
Lineage: Eukaryota; Fungi; Mucoromycota; Mucoromycetes; Mucorales; Radiomycetaceae
Product: DNA-directed RNA polymerase III subunit RPC2
Exons: 15
Coding region: 34-3498 (1154 amino acids)
Biological process (GO): DNA-templated transcription
Cellular component (GO): RNA polymerase III complex
Molecular function (GO): DNA binding; ribonucleoside binding; DNA-directed RNA polymerase activity
Source: RefSeq, a predicted model, not a curated record